Messenger RNA from Protopolystoma xenopodis, 957 nucleotides. The record is from the annotation of a GenBank genome assembly. NCBI's taxonomy places the organism in Eukaryota, Metazoa, Platyhelminthes, Monogenea, Polystomatidea, Polystomatidae.
CUGUCUCUAUCAUCAGAGCCCGAACCUGAUUUAUCUCCACCUGCAAUUGAGUCUAUAGCUGGUACAAUAGUCUCUUCGGCACAAGCGUCGUCCGUCACUUCAAUUGCUGCUUAUUCCCUGCGCAGCCUUGGCUCAGCAACCGGAACUGGGCCUAGUCCCGGAUGCAGAACUAAUCAUGAGUGCACGUCUGUUCGGCGAGCCUCUACAGUAACAAAUGAGAUCGUCACCGGAGCCGGAGUUCGAUGUCAACUCGGUGGGCCACCGACCCACCGGGAAUUUGGUCUUACUGCUACUUCCGUCUCAACUACAACAUCUACUACAUCUCUCAGAACAUCUUCCUCAACAUCUGAACUUACCAAUCAACGGUCCAACUUGCAUGUAGUUCCUAAUAGCUCUACAGUGAAUCAGAUGAUUCCUGAGACAUCGAAUGGUAUCUCACAGAGCCAGUUCUCUCCAUCUACUCAUAACAUGUUGCAUUCACAUAACCACCAAUCACAUACUUAUCCACAUCAGCAAUCUCUGAUAUCUUCCCAUACACCACCUCACGAAGCAGCAUAUAUACCAAUUGAUCACGGGACUAGUAGGCCUUCUUCACCCGAUCCACCUGCUUCCGUAUUUUGGACUUCUUCCACUUGUGAACCUACAUCUCUUUAUCCUACAGGCUCGAGCUCUACUAAGACAGUUGAUCGAACUACUGCAUCGCCUCCCUCUCUGACUUCAUCGUCUACUUCAAUAGUGACGACUGCAGCUGUAGUUAUGGCUCCGUUGGCACCUGGUAUUGGGCAUCAGUUGUCUCUACCAAUUUCUUCUGUGGCGUCGUCUGCUCUCUCGCAGUCAAAUUCAGCGCCAAAUCAGGCAAGCAAAUACAAUUAUCUGGGCGCACUAGAUGAUCUCCUAAGAAGAAACUUUUUCAAAGAUAUCCUAUAUUCAUUCUCGUCUUUUUCGCAUAUAAAUUAA